Messenger RNA from Naegleria gruberi, 1383 nucleotides. RefSeq lists its product as uncharacterized. The transcript has a single exon. NCBI's taxonomy places the organism in Eukaryota, Heterolobosea, Eutetramitea, Acrasida, Naegleriidae. The coding region runs from base 1 to 1383 and encodes 460 amino acids. Gene Ontology annotation, molecular function: monooxygenase activity; iron ion binding; heme binding. The record is from RefSeq and is a predicted model, not a curated record.
AUGGUUGAAAAGUUUGGUGAUAAAAAGACUGGUAUUGUUAGAAUGUCAAUGCUCGGAAGAAACAUUGUCAUUGUUAGUCACAAGGAUCAUAUUAAGGAGCUCUUGUUGACUAAGGAAAAGUUCUUCAAGAAGUAUCCACCUUCCUAUGAAGCAUUUAAAAUAUUUGGAGACAAUAUCUUGUCCAUGUUGGAAGCUGACACGUGGAAGCCACACCAUCGAAUUUGUUCUCCUGCAUUCUCUUCAAAUAAUUUAAAGUUUGUCACAAAGGUAACUUGUGAAUCAUUCGAUGAGAUGGUAGCUCAUAGAUGGGAAAAAUUGCCAGAUGCAAAUGGAUCAUUCAUCUUGCCUAUUGAUGAUUAUUCUGAUUUAACAUUACAGGUUUUGGGAAGAUCUAUUUUCGGAUUGGAUUUUGGUUUAUUCUCUGACGAUCCAACCAAGAAUGAAUCCAACUUUAGAAAGUCAUUGGAAAUCUUGCUAACAAAGGGUAUUUUAUUCAAGAGAUUCUUGUCAGAAACUCCAAUUCUCAAAUAUUUGUAUCCAUACGUAAUGAGCUACUUUGGAGUUGAUAAAGCACUCGAGUUGGUUAGCACCAAGUUGGACAAAAUCAUUCAAGAAAAGAAGGAAAUUUACGAAAAUGACAAGUUGGAAGGUACUGAACACAAUGAUUUGUUAACCAUGAUGAUUGAAACCAACUCUUCACUAACUGAAUCUCAACUCGACAAUACCAAGUCUGAACAUGGUGGUUUGACCAAAGACGAAAUUAAGAGUAAUUCAUUUAUUUUUUCGCUUGCCGGAAAUGAUACUAGUAGCAGUUUAUCCCAAUGGGCUUCUUACGUUUUAGCUAAACGUCCAGAUAUUCAACAAAAGCUCUAUGAUAAUAUUCAAAACGUUUUGGGUGAUAGAGAACCAACUUUUGAUGAUUAUGAAAAGCUCACCUAUGUUAAUGCUUUUAUUAUGGAAACUCUUAGAGUGCAUGGACCUGUUGGUGGAAUUAUUAAGGUUGCAAAGAAGGAUGUCGAAUUAGGAGAAUUCAAAAUACCAAAGAAUACCAGUAUAUUAUUGAGUCUUGCACAAGCCUGUAAUUCAGACAAAAAUUGGGAAAAUCCAACAGAAUUCAAUCCUGAUCGUUUCCCUGAUGCUGAAACACAAUUGAGAUAUCAACACUCAUUUUCUUGGAUGCCAUUCUCAAUGGCCAACAGAAAGUGUAUUGGUUACAAGUUUGCAUUAAUUGAACUGAAUGCAAUCUUUACCAAGCUUGUCAGAAAAUACAAAUUGGAGUUAUUGAAUGAUGAAAGUGUUGAUCCAAUUGGAAAAGCUGUUGCAGUUACAAUCAGACCAACAAACCUCAAAAUCAAAGCUACCUUGAGAAACAAAACAAAUUAA